AUGAUUUGGAUAAAAUCCCAAUAUUAUUAUGUUUUUAUAUUUUUCAAUCUAAUCCAUUUAAAUGCAUGUGCACGACCAACAUUCGACACAUUAUUUCAAGUAUCAGACGAUAAAAUUACAGAUCCACUUACUGGUUUACCGGUAUCUACAGAAACACACGAACAUAAAGUAAACGUCACAAAGGAAAAGAUUUUGAAACAAGCCAAAGCUACACCGACUACGUCAUCAAAAUAUAUGAAUAUUGAUCAAGUUAAAGCUGUUGUAUUAAAUACAACAGCGAAAGUAAAUCAAACAUCAUGCAUUGCACUCAAUGUCAUUCGAUUUUUACAAUCUGUAAAAUGUAUGAAUAAUAGCAUUGAAAUGACUUUUGAUACUGCAGUUAACAGUGCUUAUGCAUAUCAACAAUGGAUUGAACGAAAAGUUUCAUUUAUUAAUGGUGGAAAAGAAUGGGAUUGUAAAAAUUCAACAACCGGAGAACCAAUGAUAAUUAUGAGAAAACUUAUACCAAGUACAUUUAUAUUGAACAAGAGUCUAAUAACUGUUAAUAUAACAAAUGAUACAAGCAUUACACCAAUUGUCUGUUUUGAAAGUUUAGCAAUGCAUCUAACAUCGGAACAAGAAUACCCUAAUCAACAAAACUCAAAUGGAGCGAGUACGAGUAAAACUACGACAACUAAAUCUACAACGAAACAAUCUAUUGGGAAAGCAUCGUCAAGCAAUUUUCAGCCAACAUCACCAGCUCAAGACGAUACUUUUACUCCAGGUGAUACGGCUAGAAUUUCAUGGUGGCAAAACAGUUAUGACAGCUCGUAUAACAAAUAUUUUAAAGUUAAAUUGAAACGUCAUCGACCAUUAUGGCUGGAUGCAGAAAUUCAGACUGCAACAUCAUGCACGGAUAUAACAUCGGGUGUUUGUUUUGAUCAAAUACCAUCAAAUGAUGCUUUAAGUGCAGACUUUUAUUAUGAAUACAGCUGGUGUGGUUGGUGGCCAUAUUGGUGUUCAGUAGAUGGUCCAUACUUUCAAAUUCCUGCACAUCGUGUUGGUGGAUGGAAUUACAAUAGCUAUUAUGAUCGAGCGGAGAGCCAAAAACAAAUUUUUUAUAUGGAUUGUUCAUCAACUUCAUCCAGUAUUAUUUCACGUUUAUGUGGUGAAGGUCGUCAAAUGUCAAUUGAUAUAACAUGCGCAAAUUGCUAUAUGAAGUAUGAUUAUAGUAUUUUUCGUUUGGAUCUUUUAGCAAGUGGUGGUCAACUUGGCAAAAUGAAUGUUACAUUAGUAUCAACAACAACAAUCAAUUUGGAAUUAUUAUUAACAUUUAAUUAUAUUUAUACAAAAUCAGGUGAAAUCUCAUUGGGAAAAUACCCUAUAUAUGGUUAUGGAUUUACUGUAUUGGGCUAUUCAUUUGAUUUAGGAUUUGUUCUUGAAAUGGAAUUACCCUAUAAAAUUCAAUUAGAUGCACUAGGUCAAGUAUCUGCAGGCUUGAAAUAUACAUUAGAUACGAAUAUUCAAUUGGUCACUUAUGGUUCUAGCAAAGCACCUAGUGUUUCUUGGUCAGUACAGAGAGAUUAUUAUCCAAUACAAGCAGAACUUAAAGCAAAACUUACAAUUGAUGUUGGCAUAAGGCCAACAUUAAGAAUUGGAGCUGUAGUAUUGUCAGUUGGUGUAACAACAGAAGGUUUUCUAAGUUUUCAAAAUGAAUUUCAAUAUCCACCAUUUUCUGCUCUAAGCACCUAUGAUUACAAUUACGACCUAGCAAAUCCAUCUCUAUUUCAUUUUAGUUAUCCAUCGGAUGCAUGCAUUUCACAACAUUUUUUACAAUAUCAUAUUCAAUUUGGUCUUCGAAAUACAUUAUUAAUAUUUGAUAUCACAUUAGGUCCCGUAAAUAGCAUAAUUCAAUAUUUUGCUGACACACAUUAUGAAAAACCAUUGAUAUCCGAUAUUGUAUGGGAAUUAUUAAGUGGUUGUUUAUUUAAGUCGUCUAGAACGGAUAGUCCACAGUCGAUUAAUCUUUAUUUAGAUAUACCACUCGAUACAUCUUCAUCUUUUUUGGACUACUUCAAGCCAUCGUUGACAUUCGAUUUAGGAAACGUUCUAAAGAUUGAUCCAACAAGAGUAUUGUUAAAUGGAGUUCAAUCUUAUUUUGAUCAAAAAUCAGGAAAAUCUGUUACAAAAGUUAUUGCAGCGUUAUUACCAUCAGUCAAGUCUCUUACUUCAGAUCCAACUGUACAAUCAUUAACUCAAACAUUAAUAUCACAAGAGAUGAGUCCAUCAUCAGCUCUGUAUACUGAUACUAAAUGGUUAAAAUUAUUAAUGAAAGAUUUAACAUUGGCAUCAAAUAAUACUGCUGCAACAACAACAACGCCAAGUGCAACAACACAAACGACUACACAAAAUCCAGCGGCAGCAUGUCCAUCGGGUAUCAUGAGGUAUGACUACUUAGUUGAACUUCAUAAUGGAACCGCCUUUGAUUUUACACACUAUCAGCACUCAUAUCGUGCAGUAUCUAAUCGAACAACAUUGUUAUUUGCAUUUGUUCAUUAUACAAGUCGAUGGGCACUAGAUGAUAUUUCUGUAACGCGCUUCAAUGCCACUAGCAAUUUAAUUGUGAAUGGUGGAUUCGAAGCCGGCACACUGGCUCCAUUUUCAUUGUGUCGUGCAUUGGCUUCGUCCUCAGCUAGAACACUUCCUUUUGGUUCUGGUAAAACUGGUAAUUACUAUUUCGUUGAUGAUAAUAAACAACCAUAUGACAUUUUAUGGCAAACAUUCAUCUCAAUUCCACAACAAGAGUAUGUGAUUACAUAUUCACUAGGAAAUUUUGGUCCAGCACCCAAUGCAUUUUUUGCAUAUCUCGGUGCAUUGAAUACUUCAGGUGAUAGCUUGUCAUUCACAGUGAUAUUAAAUAUUUCGUAUUAUAUAGAAAGCUCAUUGUUAUCAUGUCCAACUGGCAUCGUGAAAUAUGAAUACCUAUUUUAUCUUUAUAAUGCAACUGCAUUUAAUUAUACACGCUAUGAGCAAACAUAUCGUGCAUUAUCUGAUCGGACAACAUUGUUAUUUGCAUUUGUUCACUAUAAAAGCCAAUGGGCACUAGAUGAUAUUUCUGUUACGCGUCUCAAUACUACUACUAAUUUAAUUGCUAAUGGUGGAUUCGAAACUGGAACACUGGCUCCAUUUUCAGUGUGUCCUCCAUCGAGUACAUACUCAGCUGGGACAGUUCAGCGGGGUGAUACUAAAACUGGUAAUUACAGUUUCGUUGAUAGUAGUCAUCAGCCAUAUGACUUUUUAUGGCAAACAUUUGCCACUGUUCCACAACAAGAGUAUGUGAUUACAUAUUCCCUACGAAAUUUUGGUCCAGCGCCCAAUCUGUUUGUUGCAUUUCUUGCUGCAUUGAAUACUACGACGCAAACAACGAGUGCUGCAACAACUACACAACAGCCUACCACACGUAAGAGAUCUUUCAUUGUUGAAAAAUACGCGUAA
This is a messenger RNA of Rotaria sp. Silwood2, 3474 nucleotides long. Lineage: Eukaryota; Metazoa; Rotifera; Eurotatoria; Philodinida; Philodinidae. The record is from the annotation of a GenBank genome assembly.